Molecule: messenger RNA, 4077 nt
Organism: Penicillium coprophilum
Lineage: Eukaryota; Fungi; Ascomycota; Eurotiomycetes; Eurotiales; Aspergillaceae
Product: Tetratricopeptide-like helical
Exons: 2
Coding region: 1-4077 (1358 amino acids)
Molecular function (GO): protein binding
Source: RefSeq, a predicted model, not a curated record
AUGCCUCAGCAGGUGGCUUCAUUGUGGACUGAAGCUAUCAAGCAUUACGAAACUAUCACGAAGCAAAACUUCGAUACUGUAUCGCGGGUGACUACAGUUGACGAUUUACUCAGAUUGAUCGAUGAAGAAAACAAGCAAUUCAACGCAUUUCGAGACCGGGGGAAUCGGAUUCGAGAUGUGAUUAAGCAUGCCAUGACCCCGAUUGAACUGACAGGAAUGGUGGUGGGAGCUGUCUCUGCGGCUUAUCCACCUACUACCCUUGUGUUUAGUGCGGUAGCAUAUCUGCUGGGAGCCGCAAAGGGCGUUUCGGACAAGUAUGAUGCUAUCAUAGAGACGAUGUCAACUUUGAAAGAUCUGACUAUUCGACUGGAAGUAUACUCGCAGCAGACGAUUUCCGAGAACCUGAGCAACAAAUUGACGCAAAUUUUGACCUCGCUUUUGGAGGUACUUGCCUUUGCCCGAAAAGAGGUCAAGCAUGGACGGAUGCUUAGCUACGGCAAAAGCCUACUGUCUGGUAGUGACGGAAAAGCGGCAAUGGCCAAAUUUGCCAAGUUGGUCGAGGCAGAAAGUGCUUUGGUUGCGGCCGAGACGCUGACAGAAGUGAAGGGGGGAUUUGCGCGCGUGAAUUCCGAUAUGAAGAGAAUCGCUCGGCAACUGGAAGGAUCCAGACUGACUGAGAUGCCUCGGAAAGAACGUAUGACCGCGGAUCUAAGGCGCUUACUACAGCCUUCCAGGAGCUCCGAAGAUCGAUAUAGGACAAUGAACCGUAACCGUGUACCGCAGACUGGGGACUGGAUACGGGAGGAAACAGAGUUCAUUGAUUGGAUCACCGGAACUAAACCAGUCCUGUGGAUUUCCGGAAAUCCAGGGGCUGGAAAGUCAUACAUCGCUACCAACUUGAUCGAUCACCUAAAGCAGAAGCCACAUGCUGCUCUGGGUUUCUUCUUUUUCAAGGACAACGACCCCAGAACCCGGUCCACACACCAAGCCCUCCGCGAUAUCGCAUUUCAGAUCGCGCUAAACGAUCAUCUAUACGCUGAUUACAUCGUUGAUUAUUUAGAUUGUGCCGAGGAUAUAGGGACGCUUGAGAGUUUAUGGACGAAUCUAUUUCUGAAUGUCUUCAUUGAUAACGGGGACAGUGCAGGCGGCAAGAAGAACUCCGCAGAAGGCCCCGUUUAUCUGGUUCUUGAUGCACUCGACGAAGCAUUCACAAAUGAACGACUGGAGCUUUUUGAAUUGGCGAAGGAUAUCCGGACUGGUGGUCGCAUUCAGCUUCUGAUGCUAGGCAGACCACAAAUCGCCGAGGAAAUGAAUGAUCUGAUGGAAACGCUUCAAAUUCAGACGAUAGACGUUUCUGAGGUGAACAAUUUUGAAGACAUCGUGCACUACAUCAAAACUAGCAUUGCAAAGUCCAUUUAUUUGCGGAAGCUCCCGCCCUCUACCCAGCGAACAAUCAUUCAGAGACUGUCUACUGGCUCCCAAGGGAUGUUUCUCUGGGUUGGGCUCAUGUUACAUGAUUUAUCACAAAUCAGAAACAAGGGUGAAUUACAAAGAACGCUUGACGAAGCUCCAAAGGGACUAACAAAGAUGAUCUCCCAUGUCCUGAGGGGGUUUUCAGAGAGCUUCACGGAUAACCCAGAAUAUGCUGCCGAUUUGAACGAGCUCCUGGCAUGGACGAUGUGCACACCGAGUCCUCUCUCUCUGUUUGAGAUUGAUGCUUUGUUGAAAUGGAGGUCACCUGAAGGAGAAAGUUGGAUUUGGCUAGAGGGCUCUCUUCGGGUACAAUUUGCCUCUAUAUUCCUUUUGACCCGUGAGGAUGGCCUUUCUACUGCCGACCUCAAGCGAAGAAUGAUUUGCACAGAUUACGACGAUUUUGAACAACCAUCCGAGUGGGACUCCGAGGAGAAUGAAGACUUUGAUUUGAAUGACGAUUUCGAUUCUGAUCAUAAGACCACUACAGUCUCUUUCUGUCACGCAUCCCUCGGAGACUUUUUCAGAAGCCAGGAGGACAAAGUAUCGGCUGGACCUAAUUCCCCGUAUAUUGGAGUCAACCACCACGAGGCUCGGGUAUUGGUGUUGAAUAGAUGCUUCGAGAUCAUUCAGAAUAAGGAUUCACUGAGAGAGGAGAUUGCCCUUGCCUUGAGGUCGCACGCCUGUGGCUCUUUUGUUGAAUUCCUCGCCGCCGUUGAUAUGAGCCAGAUUGCCAAAGACUCCAAGAAAGCCAUUGGCCUUCAGUUAGCUAAGCUGUUGUCUGAUGAGUCAGGGUUUGAAGCAUUUGUUUCGCCUGAUAAACUUAAUUUCUUCACCCAGGACGCUCUGGAUAUUUUCACUAAAUGGCUUGGUGACCCUGACGUUCAAGAGGCCUUUCCGGACGAGACCAAGAUCUGGUAUAGCAAUGCCAUGGCCCAAAGCCCAGCCGCAAUUCUGCGCCCAAUCAUGAGCUAUAUAGCUUCUCGGUGGACUCAAAACAAGUCAUGGAGCCCAGCUCUUUGCCUACUGACCAUGCGCGAUUAUAUCCUGCUUCAGGACUCUGGUCUUUCUCUCGACAUCAAUACCCCGGAGGACAUCCUGCAGAUCGCAAACUGGGGUCAGCCUGAGCAUGACGCCAAUUGGUAUGGUAGAGUUGGGCAGGCAUUGGAGAGUUUUUUGGUCUACGAUGAAGCUAUUGAAUAUCUGCAAAAAGCUUUACAAAUUGACUCAGAAUUGUGGGAGUUCCGUUCUCAUAUGGCUUGUUUGUAUCGCAACAUUGGCGAACUUGCCAAGGCUCUCGAGCUUCAUCAAACCAACAUCACCCAGCUCAAUGAAAAGGAGCAGUCCUCCGAAAUUCAGAAGAUUCUUCACCAAGAGUACGAAAGAGUCGCAGAUUGCUACCAGGAUCUUAAUGAUAAGGAAAAUGCCUUUUCCGUGCGACAAAGAGCCUACAGCACUUACAAUCGUUGUGCAGAUUGUGCUCGGUUAAUUCUGGAGCACUACCAUGGCGCUGGCAAGGUUGAUGAGAUCUUGGACUUCUUCCAAAUGAUGAACGAGAAAUCACCAAGUGAUGGAUUGAGCCACCUGACGGAAUUCGUACUCGAAAAUCCAGAGAUGGAAUUAAUGAUGUUUGAAUUUGGCGCCAAGAUCAUCCGGAGAGGAUGUUUCUCAUUAUUCAAAGAAGCUUUCACAGCCGCCAUUGUCACCGCUCGUCGACAGAGAAAGGCCCUUCUCACUGCUACGCUGGAAUUAAGUCUCUCUUCUUUACUUUGCUCACUUGGAGUUGACCCUGAAGGGGGAGCUCGCAUUUGUGAACGCAUAUUGGAGACUUACAAACCAAGUCAAGCGAAAGGCAAUCUGAGUCAUGUAAUAUUCACUGCAUCAUCUUCCCUGUGCUGUUACUACUUCAAACAAUGCUGUCGAGUCGAUUGCUCUGAAGCAGAGCGUUCGAGAUAUGGCCAACUACUCGAACGUCUUGUUAUGGGACGACCUCUCCACUUGGCCAGACAUGAAAGAGCCCCGAAAGGCAUCACAGAGUAUGCAUACCUACCACGACCCGAAGCACGUGCCACACUCGGUACUUACUACAAAAUGUGUGGCCGUGACGAUGAUGCCCUGCAGUUUUUCAAAUCCCUUUUACAACGCCCCCUUAGUACGCUUGGUUCGUCUGAUGACGAUGAUGACCGAAACUGCUACCUUCAGUUGGGCGGCAUCUUUGCCGCCAUGCGAGACGUCGACAACUGGGUGUCAGUUUGGUACCAAAUAGCUUUCCUCAAUGACAAGAUUGGCGAUUCGGAUGCCCCCAGACCUUUCUGUGAUGGGUGUGGAAUGCUUUGCGCAAUUGACGGAAUAGUUCAUUGCUGGCGCCGUGACAUGCCGUUUAUCGUUCUUUUCUGUGAGGAUUGCUUUCCACGUUUGAAAGAUGGUUCGCUGUCUGUUGAUAUUUGUGACCCAACCCACGAGUUUAUGACUAUUCCCAAGCGACCUCAAUCUGUCAAAGAGCGUAGUACAGAGCAUCAAGAGAUGAUGUAUGUUUGUGGAGAGUGGAUGACAAGCAGUGAUUGGAAGCUUAGUCUGAAGGAGAAAUAUGGGUUGGAAGAAGAAUAA